GAUUCUUUUGAGCCUCGGCCAAGUUUUGUGGCCUGUUGGCCGCCUCGUGGAAUCCAGUCGCAACCGAUUUCUCGUCUCUGCGCCUUUUAACCGUACUACGUGUCGCGUUCGUGUGUGUGUGUGUGUACACCGCCUGCGAGUGAGUGCAACCGAGAGGAAGUGCGGUGUUGUGUGCGCGACCAAUGUGUGCGAGAUAGACGAAGAUGACGCGAUGAUCGCGCCGCUGUGUAUCUCCGAGAGCGAGAAGGAAAAGGAGAAGAAGAAGAAGAAGGAGAAGGAAUGAGAGAUCGGUGACGGAAAGAGAGAAAAGGAGUGCGAGAAAGAGAGGGAGAGUGGAGAGGAUGCAAGGUGCAGGGAGACGAAGAGAGAGGGCGGAGGAGGGAACGAGAAACCGUACACGUUUAUUACACGCUGUCCCUUGGAUCGCGCUACAGCCGCUGGCAAGACGUUCCAUUAACGUCGCUCGGUACCUACGCAAUUAUUAUACUUCCUUGUACAGCGCGUUUAAUCGCGAGCGCCACGGUUUUCUUAAUCCUCCGUUGCCUGUCCUCUCCCCUCCUUUUCCACCUACCUCGAGUGGGUUGCAUCGCGGCUCCAUCGAUACUAUUCUUGUUACACGUGCGAUAAUAUAGUAGUGGUGGUAGUGUGGUGGUGGUGGUGGUGGUGGUAGUGGUCGUCGUCGUCGUGUCGUAGUUCCGUGCUGCCGAGUUCUUCUUCUCUCUCGGAGAAGGGAAGAAACGAAGAAAAGUGGUGUCGUUAGAACGAUCGGAACCGCGAUCACGGUCAGGUGUGUUCUCCCUCCGUUCUUUCUUCGCUCGUUUGCACGAUUGUGUUGAUGUGUUGUUGUUACGACGUAGUGGUGCACAGUGUCGGUGUUACGGUGUUGUCGUCGUCGUCACGGCGACGCGUGUAAAACGAACCGUUGCCAGAAAACGCGCGCGCGUGCGUGUUCACGCGCGCUUUUCUCAUCGACUGUUCCGCUGUUGGUGUGAUGGGGCCUCGUGGAGUCGGCUUUUACUAUGAGUUGAGGUCCUGUAAUUAAUCGGGACUGGCAUGGAGAAGGAGAACUCCGCAUCGGGCGGAGGUGGCGGGGGCGGUGGAGGUGGCGGAGGCGAAGCGGCGGCCGCGGCGACUCCAGGCGCCACCUCCGCCUCCGAGAAACUCCAGGCGGACCAGGCCAAUCCGUUGCUCGAUCCAACUGCGCUCUUCGGCGCGUAUUGGCCUCGGAGCGACAGUGCAGCUUCGUCGCUUUUCGGCGGUAUGCCGGGCGGAUAUGGAUUGGGGGCCCAUCAUUUGCCAUCGGCUUACGUACAAUAA
Apis dorsata (giant honeybee) is the source of this 1317-nucleotide messenger RNA. RefSeq names its product transcription factor LBX1-like. The coding region runs from base 1054 to 1317 and encodes 87 amino acids. The transcript has 5 exons. The record is from RefSeq and is a predicted model, not a curated record. Lineage: Eukaryota; Metazoa; Arthropoda; Insecta; Hymenoptera; Apidae.